Molecule: messenger RNA, 1847 nt
Organism: Cynara cardunculus var. scolymus (artichoke)
Lineage: Eukaryota; Viridiplantae; Streptophyta; Magnoliopsida; Asterales; Asteraceae
Exons: 5
Coding region: 170-1759 (529 amino acids)
Molecular function (GO): RNA binding
Source: RefSeq, a predicted model, not a curated record
CCUUGAUGAAAAACCCCCAAAUGUUGUUGCUAUUCACCCACGACGAAACAAAUUCAUCAUAAUUUCGAAGCUGUUAAUCAAAGCAUAAGAUCAGCCAUCCAUGGAAACCAAACCCUAGCAAUCUCGCUUCUGCUACAACUAUCACCUCCUUAUUCUUCUUCUCCGUCCAAUGUUUGCUACAAAGAACCUUCAAAAGCGCUGCUUUCAAACCCUCACCUCCCGUUUCAUCACCAAUUGCUCCAAGGAUGUGAAGUUGUUAAGAGGUGCUACUACGCCUAAUUUUACACCGACGAAUGAUUUUCAUGCCAGUUUCGUGAUAAGAGACGAGAAAUUUUUGAGCUCAAUCAACGUUUGGAAUUGCUUUGAUGGACGUCGGACGUUUUCGACUGCUAGGGGUCGGAGCAUGAGGAGUAAAGUGGAGAUGCGGAUGAAGAAAGAGUCUGGUAAAACUCUAAGGGAGAUUAGGCGGGCGAAGAAGAUUCAGAAGAAAUUGAUGACUGAUGAGGAACGUCUCAUUUACAAUCUCAAAAGAGCGAAGAAAAAAGUGGCAUUGCUUCUCCAGAAGCUAAAGAAAUAUGAGCUACCUGAGUUGCCAGCUCCACGGCACGAUCCUGAGCUGUUGACGCCUGAACAAAUCCAGGCGUUAAAAAAGAUUGGGUUCCGGAAUAGAAAUUAUGUACCAGUUGGUGUUCGUGGAGUGUUCGGAGGUGUGGUUCAGAACAUGCACAUGCAUUGGAAAUUCCAUGAGACCGUGCAAGUUUGUUGUGAUAACUUCCCGAAAGAAAAGAUCAAGGAGAUGGCAACCAUGCUUGCAAGAUUGAGCGGCGGCAUUGUGGUGAACAUACAUAAUGUGAAAACGAUUAUCAUGUUCCGUGGAAGAAAUUAUAGACAACCGAAGAAUUUGAUACCAAUCAACACCCUUACGAAAAGAAAGGCAUUGUUUAAAGCUCGAUUUGAACAAGCGCUUGAAUCUCAAAAACUGAACAUAAAGAAGAUAGAGCAGCAGCUUAGAAGGAUGAACGUAAACCCUGAUGAUCCAGUUGCCAUGGCCAGCAUACAAAGAGUGGCGUCCACUUUCUUUAACGCAAUCGACAAGAAAGAAGGAAGCCCAUAUGUCUUCCGUGGCGACAAACCGAAAGAAACGGGUAUCGGAGGCAUAAAAGAAUCCGAAUCUGGUGAAGAUAGUGAUCAAGAAGAGCUCGAUAAAUUCAUAGCAGAGAUCGAGGAUGCAGCCGACAGAGAAUGGGAAGAAGAAGAAGCUGCCGAGAAAGAAGAAGUCAACAGAAUUCGAUAUCUUUAUAGAGAAGAUUAUGAUGGAAGGUAUACGAAACCCGAUAUGGGUAGGAGGGCCCCACAGAGGUCGAGUAAUAGCGAGAACGAUGAGGUUGAUGAAGAUGAUGAAAAUGACUCGGAUGAAGCUCCUUAUGUAUAUGAUGUUCCUAAGGUCGAAAGAUGGAAGAGGGGUAAAAAUGGAAAUUCAGGUGAUGGUGAGAGAUUUAGCCGAAGAGAUGAAGGUAGGUUCGGAAGAGAGUCCGUUCAAGAAGAACCCGAGUCGGAAGAUAUGUUGGAUGAUUUGGAAAACGUCAUGUUUGAAUCCGAUGAAGAAAAGCCGAAUAUAGGGAACGAGGAUAAGUUUUCAAAUGGUCAUGGAAAGGAUGAUUUUCGGAACCCCGAAAUAUUGAUCCUGGAAUCAGAAGAGGAAGAGCCUGAAUCAAGAUCAUCAGCAAAAAUUGUGGACGAAAAAUGGGAUAGCGAUUAACUUGGAGGUGAACCUAUAAUUUCUCUUCAAUCAAAUUCACAUGUGAAUUAAGCUUAAGAUUGUUUAAGAGAAUUUGAGUUGCAGUCUA